AUGAAUACGAAUGAGGUUGAUGAAGAAAGAGAUCAGGUGAUAGCAGAAACACCAGUUGGAGGCCGUAUCUUGGUGAGUGGAUCUGGGUCCGAAUUUAGAACUCUGAACGAACGAACCCCGUCAAGGGAUGGCCGAGGAGAUCCAGAUUUCUGGGAAAAUUCGGGGAGCCGACGGCGCUACGAUAGGAACAGAAUGGACGAUGAUAACCUUAUUUUCCAAAACAGUAGCUUUCGCGAAGUUAGACGGAGCGCAAACGCGAAAUUUGACCAAAAGAGUACCCCAAAAACUCCUGAUCUAGACAAACUAAAAAGAUUCUUUAAAAACAGAGACAAAUCGAGGCAAGGAAGUCUGAUUUCCAAGUUACAAAGAUCUCCAGACGAUACUCCAGAAUUGCAGCGUGGACGGCCGGAUUACCAGUUGCAACAGAUUUCUGCUGAGCGACUGGUUGACAAGUUUCGACGAAAUCAAGUGGACAACAGUUUUGGUACAGAUAUCGAAGAAGAAAUGGAUUCUACGAUUAAGGGUCCUGAAGGCUUUUCUGUAUCCAAAGUAUCUGAUGUGGAUUUAUUGCAUUUGGUUGAUGAUUCGCCCUCCAGACAAACAACGAGCCUCGUAGCCUCUGAUUCUAGAAAUCCAGUAAGCUGCACAAAAACGCAACCAUUGCGUGAGGGCAGUGACAUGUUCAUAUCUGCUACAGACUCGAGUGGGAUCUAUGGAAAAUAUCAGUUUACUGAGGAUAACGGACGGGACCGUACAAAAACAUCGGGAUCUGCAGAUGCCAAACAGACGGUGACUACUGAGAACCAAGAAAUGCAGGAGGCUUCGGAUUCUAAGCUUUCUCUGACGGAUCACACGACACCAGGGAUUGUGAGCACUUUGGAGCCUCAAGGGUUACGUCCAUCCAUUUCUGGUCAACAAUAUCUGAGUGAACAGUCGAGAGAGCUUGCGGCCAUUGAAGAUCAAAGCACACAAGUGAUUGAAUCAUCUGCGCGUGAUCCAUAUCCCAGGUCAGCUACGCAAAUGGUAGACACAGAACAAAUAGGCUCAGCAUUAAGCCCAACUGUGGCAACCCAAGCUGACAGAACACAACAAUCACCUUCAGAAACAUCAAUGCUAACCUUGCUCAAAGACACACCAAAUGCGGGAGACAGAAUUGGCAAUGUAACGCAGGUGAUAGAAUCUCCUUUUAUAAAUGGCGAUAAAAAAUUACCAGAACUGUUUCCUAUAUCAGAGGACAAGGAUUUUCAUGCUUCGCCUUCAACCAAAGCUUGCUCCGCGUCGUCUGAAGUUGACAUCAAGCCCUCCGAAUAUGAUAACAAAGUUAGGCUGCGAUUUUCUAAUAAAGCAGAUAAUAGGGGCACACCUACCGAAGAUUCUAUUGAUAGUAGUCAUCUUAUUGUAAUGAGCGACAUGGAUGUAACUCAAGAGCUACCAGAAAUUGAGGAGACGGCGGUAACUGAGAAACGGACUCAAGCACGGGCUUCAGACAAAUCAGGAUCUGAUAGGAGUGGAAAAAAUUCUCAACAAAACUCGGAUGUCCGAGGAACUGAAGCGCAAUUAGAUGAUUCACAAGAUAUCGUGAGAAAUCGCCGUGAGUUGCUUAUCACUAGACGCCGAAAAACCGCUGAGAAUGAAACUCAAGUGGAUGAGAAACAGUUAGCGACUAAUGAGCAGAAGCAUGCUAAUAAGCGCCGAAAGACAAUAAGUUAUGAUUCUUCAGCAUUGUUCGCGAGUAAAACCCCUAAUAGAAACACGAAACAGGACAACGGGGAAAUUGAUAGAAGUUUUGGAACUAAAUUAACCGAAAGCAAGGGAAAGCGUUUCGAACCGAGAACCCUUACUAGCGAUGCCAAGCUUUUAUCUCGAGAUGACAUCGUAUGUGAAGACGCCAUAUGGUGUCACUAUAGCGUUAAUUUCUUCUAUUAUCCGGGGAAACUCUUGCGAGUAGAUGGCUCAAGCAAUAGCUGUGAAGUUUUGUUCGAAAGCGGUAUCUCAAAGGUUGACCAAGACGAUGUCUACUACUUGGAUUUAAAAGUUGGAGAAACCGUAAGAUGGAAAUCUUCGGCAUAUGUCAUAGUUGCACUGGAAUGUACAUCACAAGCUGAAGAUACCAUAAGAUGCGUUAGAGGAUACGACACUCUUCAUUUGAGAAAGAAGUUUCAAAGUGGCAAACUCGAGAAGGAGAUAAUUAGAAUUCCACUAUCAUCGAUUACUUUAGGGCUUGGGGAAUGGGCGAAAAGGUCCAAGAUUGUACUUUUGGACAAGAGUGAUUAUAAAGCAAGUGCGCUUAAUGAACUUCAGUAUCCCAUCCGAGGCCGGAAAAACACUAUGCUAGUAACGCCGGUGACUCCUACCAAAAAGAACGGGGAAAGGACGUUUUCAGCAGAUCCGGUGGACGCUGAACAAUACGAUAAGACUAUGGGCAAUGAUUUGAGGACUUCCUUUCAAGUUUCAAUCAAAAAAACAGAUGCAACCGAUUCACUGCCAAUUUUUGACCAAUGUCUCUUUCUAAUGACUGGAUUUACCGAAAACCGUCGUCGUGAAAUCUCUUCGUUAAUAGAGCAACAAGGCGGAGUUGUGUGUGACGAAAGUUUUUCCAGUCUUUUUACAUUCGAUGAGAUAACAGUCCCCAAAUUUCGCGAUGAGCGACUGGGUUAUUUCAAAUUUGCUUGUCUCAUCACCGAAAAACACUCACGAAGCCUGAAAUACCUCGAAACUUUAGCGCUAGGCUGGCCCCCUCUCCAUUGGAAAUUUGUUGACCGAUGCAUAACUUAUGGAAAGCUUGAUAUUCAUAGUAUCCAUCAGUUUUUACUUCCGGCAGGAGAAAGUCAUCGACUUUCGGUUGAUUUGAAGAACAAAUGUGGUGUUGUCAAGUCGAGCGAUGUCUUCUAUUUCUUCACGAAUCUUCUGAGUGAAGUCAAGUUAAGCGAACAGCUGUUAGGUCGUCCAUCUAGAAUGAGCAAUUUCAGCGUGAUAAUCUGGGGUCACUCCGAAUUAGACGAUUUUGUUGAGUUCGUUUUCCGAAUUUUGAAAGUGAAGUUUCUCAGAUUCAUUUCUAAACAGGCAAAGAAUCGAGACCUACCAAAGGACGAGGAACAGUUCGACAGUAAGUACGCCUACCAACGCCUUGACGAAGUGUUAACCUCCAUCCAUGUGUCCGAAAAAGCUGAAGACAUUCUAAUAUAUCUCAACGAAAGACACUUCAAACCUAAUACAGCGACCCAAGUCCGACGGGGACUUCAAUCAUCAUGGAACAAGUACUCAACUCGCGCCGGCGUGAGAAUAGAAGGAAAAGAAUGGCUUAUACAAACGGUUAUAAAUGGUGACCCAGGAUUCUUGGAUUAA
Molecule: messenger RNA, 3345 nt
Organism: Lachancea mirantina
Lineage: Eukaryota; Fungi; Ascomycota; Saccharomycetes; Saccharomycetales; Saccharomycetaceae
Source: the annotation of a GenBank genome assembly